Messenger RNA from Porites evermanni, 1407 nucleotides. Lineage: Eukaryota; Metazoa; Cnidaria; Anthozoa; Scleractinia; Poritidae. The record is from the annotation of a GenBank genome assembly.
AUGGAUGACAAGGAACCCUGCCAGACCACAUUCUGUAAAGCGCUUCCCGUGAGUGGAGAAGGAAUUGUAUCAGCUAACAUUCGAAGGCGCACUCCUUUUGCCAUUCGCAUAAGACCAGCGCCAUGCGGGGAUGACAACGAAAUAAGUGAUGGAGAAAAAGAUAAACUUGGGUACGUGGAGGUAGAAAUUAAUCGUGAAGCAGCAGUGUUCAAAUAUCGGAUACCUGGUGGCGGCCAGCCUGUGAAAGGAACUUUAGCUUUCACAAGUGGGAUAGGUGGAGGUCUAGAGAUCGAUAAAAGGGUAUCCUAUUGGUACAGCUUCAAUAGAAAUGACAGGAUCCUUAAGUACGGGAAGGGCUAUUUCAUGGAAGAGACCACGCUAUUGGAGUUCCCAUUUCCAAAAACUGACGGCGACAUUGACCCAUGGGAGUUCAUCUUUCGUCCAGAUCAGAGCAAAGAGAUUGUCAUCAAAGAUGUGGAUUACAUCAAAGGGCUGGUGGUUCUCGAAAGUUCAAGGCUAAGGGAGAGGCUAAAGAUGACUUCAUCACCGCUUGGCGUAAACGAAAAAAUCACUGCCAACUUGUGGAGCUCCAUUCCCACUGCUGAGCGAUCAGAGCUGGCAGCAAGAGUGGAUGUGGAGAAGAAAGUGUCGUUCUACCCUCAUCCCUUGACCUACAAUUGGUCCCCGUUCGUGCUUGACAGUUCCAAAGCGACUCUUCCGGAACUGGCGAAUAAUCGCUUCGUACCGUCAGCCAGCCUUCCAGAGACCUGCCAAGAACUGUACGCGAAUAUUGCCUCUCUAGACGUGGCUUUGGACUGGCCCUACAGCAUCCCUAGACUAUCGGACGCCAUCAACUACAGCAUCAACACAGAAGGCAAGAUUCUUUACGAAAAGCUGAACGAAAAGAAGCAAGAUCAAGGAAUGUCUGAGUACCUGAGAGUUACUCUUGGAGUAAAGCGUGGUUCAUCGCCCGGCGUUCCGUACGUGUUGGAGAUUUGGCCUGCGAAUUCUAAAAGCGGCAUCCACAAUCAUGGCAAUGCGUAUGGCGUGAUCAAGAUUAUACACGGGGAAAUAAAAGUCACCAUCUACAACAAGACGUGGAAUUCCGAAGAUAAACAACAAGAGCUGAGAAAUUUCACAGCAAAGCAGGGAGAUGUAACAUGGAUCUCUCCAAACUGGUUCCAAACACACAAGCUGACAAAUGAGUCCAGCAAUAUGUAUUGUGCCACCAUACAAUGCUAUAAGUAUGGCUGUGAAGAGGAGCUCAUGUGGCCUUACUUUGAUUAUCUGGAUGGGAAGACAGUGAAGGAGUUCCUACCCGAUAGCGAUUUUGAUUACACGAAACUGCGAGAAGACUUACUCGAGGAAUAUCGCAGAGAUCAUUGUGUGGUGAAAGCCAAAAUCUGA